CCCCGGCUGUUUGCUGCUGCAAGUGCGGGGCGCCCGAUCUGCACCGCGGUGGCCGCUGCUGAAAGUGGGCUGACUGAUGGAUGCAGAGGAACUCAAGCGCCGUUCCUCGCCUUGGCAACCGCUUCAACAUGGCGACGGCGGGCUCUGCUCCAGCUUCGGGGAUCACCAACCCCGGCUCUGGCUUUAGCCCGCUGCCAAUCCGAAGGCCGGCCUCGCACCAUAAUUGGCCGCAACCUCAGUCACCGUCCGGCUAUCCCUUCAUCUCCCAUCCUCAACCCCCAGUCCAGCCCCGAUCCUCACCCCAACCCGCUGUUCCAGUCUCAGUCCACAGGCCCUGCAUGAGUAAUUAAAUACCGGCUUCCAAACAUUAGCAUUUAAUUGUCAGAUUUUCACAACCAUCUAGAAAUAUUUGCCAUUGAAACAACUUUUUAUGUGAGAUUUUUGAAAAUGAGUUGAUAUUGAUUUUUAUCUCCGAUAAGCAAAUAACUGGUGCAUUUUCUCUCUUUCCCUCUCUCUUUGCUUACUUUCUUAAACAUGCCAGCGGCGCCCCGCUCGUCCACAUGCAGGCCAAGAAAAGGUAUCUUCUAGUGUCAUUCGGCGCUUGUCUCUUGCUGCUUUUCUACCUGGGAGGAGCGCGGGUCCGACUGUCUCCCGCAAAUUUAUCUUCAUCAUUAUCGACGGAUCAUCUUCACCACGACCUGGUCCCAAUCAGACGCCACUGGCCCGUGUGGAAAAACCUAUUGAAUGGCUAUUUUAGCUCGGAAGACGGACGGAACGAUGAAAAGGAGGCAACCCACAUUGGCCUCAACCGUGGACUUUCCCCAAGGCAGAAGAGGGCGAUCAAGGCGAACGUUUACAAGAAUCGAAAAUGCAGGAUGGAGACUUGUUUCGAUUCCUCUCUCUGCCAAGGAAACGGAUUGAAAGUGUAUAUCUACCCGCUUCAAAGGGGGGAGAAGAUUUCUGAAGGUUACCAGAAAAUCCUUACCACUAUCGAGGAUUCUAGGUAUUAUACAUCAGAUCCGAGACAAGCAUGUUUGUUUGUCCUCAGCAUCGAUACGUUGGAUAGAGAUCAGCUUUCAUUUCAAUAUGUUCAUAAUGUAAAAGCUAAAAUUCAAAGUCUCCCAUUGUGGAAUGACGGGAGAAAUCAUCUUAUAUUUAAUCUAUAUUCAGGAACCUGGCCUGAUUAUACGGAAGAUUUAGGAUUUGAUAUCGGGCAAGCUAUGUUAGCUAAAGCCAGUAUUGGUAUGGAUAACUUCCGGUCAAAUUUCGAUGUGUCCAUCCCCUUGUUUUCCAAAGAGCAUGCUCAAAAGGGAGGCGAGAGGGGCUGGCUUUUGUACAACAACGUGCCACCCACAAGAAAAUACUUACUGGUUUUUAAAGGUAAAAGAUACUUGACUGGCAUUGGAUCAGAAACCAGAAAUGCCUUGUAUCAUGUACAUAAUGGAGAAGAUAUUAUUUUGUUAACCACUUGUAAACAUGGGAAAGACUGGGAAAAACACAAAGAUGUCAGAUGUGAUAAAGACAAUGAGGAAUAUGAAAAAUUUGAAUACCAAGAAUUGCUUCAUAAUUCAAGCUUUUGUCUCGUCCCAAGAGGCAGGAGACUUGGCUCUUUCCGAUUUCUGGAGGCUCUCCAGGCUGCAUGUAUCCCCGUAUUACUGAGUAAUGGAUGGGAGUUGCCAUUUUCAGAGAUCAUAGAUUGGAAUAAAGCAGCAAUUAUUGGGGAUGAGAGGCUUCUUCUUCAGAUUCCUUCAAUAACUAGAUCGAUUCGUCAUGAGAAAAUAAUGGCUCUUAGGCAACAAACACAGUUCCUAUGGGAUGCUUAUUUUUCUUCUGCAAAAAAAAUUGUAUUAACAACUUUAGAGAUCAUACACGAUAGGAUAUAUUCACAUAUAGCAAGAAAUCAAUUCAUAUGGAAUAAACCACCAGGUGGACUCUACAUGCUACCACAGUAUUCUACAAAUUUAGCUGCCCUUCCUUUUUAUUAUUUAAGUUUGGGUAUCAAUCCAAGUGAAGAGUUCACAGCAGUCAUUCAGGCAGUUUCCCCUCUUUUGACACAGUCCCAGCCUAUAGUAAAACUGAUAUUAGCUGUAUCAAGAUCAAAGUACUGCAAACAGAUUGUAGUGUUAUGGAACUGUGAUAGGCCUUUACCUGCCAAGAACAAGUGGCCAUCCACCCCAGUGCCUAUAACUGUGAUUGAAGGAGAAAGCAAGAGUAUGAGCAACCGUUUUUUCCCAUACAGUGUCAUCCAGACAGAUGCUGUCCUCAGUUUAGAUGAAGAUACCGUGCUGUCAAACAAUGAGGUUGAUUUUGCCUUCAUUGUAUGGCAUAGUUUCCCAGACCGGAUAGUUGGUUACCCAGCUCGGAGUCAUUACUGGGACAGCAGCAAAGGGCGAUGGGGAUACACCUCAAAAUGGACCAAUGAAUACUCCAUGGUUCUGACAGGAGCUGCAUUUUAUCACAGAUACUAUCACUACUUAUACAGCUAUUAUUUGCCAGCCAGUCUUCACAACAUGAUAGAUCAGAUGUCCAACUGUGAAGAUAUCCUCAUGAAUUUUCUGGUUUCGGCUAUCACUAAACUUCCUCCAAUUAAAGUCACACAGAAAAAGCAGUAUAAAGAAACAAUGAUGCAGCAGGGAUCAAAGACUUCCCGCUGGGCUGAUCCAGAUCAUUUUGCACAACGCCAGACCUGCAUGAACACUUUUGCUGGCUGGUUUGGCUUCAUGCCUCUUAUUCACUCACAAAUGAGGUUGGAUCCCAUUCUUUUCAAAGAUCAAGUCUCUAUCCUGCGCAAGAAGUACCGGGAGAUUGAGCGAUUAUAGAGGCCCGCUGGAUUGUUGUACUUAGAAGCUUGUGGAAUUUGCCUAUUAUAAAACCCCCAAUUAACUCUUGAUGAUGCUGCAAUGCACAACAAUAAUGGCAACAAGAUUAUUCAACUUUCUGGGGACCAAACAACAAUAACCUUUGUACAGUCUAAAAGAUUGGUGUGCGAUAGGAUUUUGUUCCCAAUCUUAAUAUUAUUUUAUUUUAUCUACUCAGACUGAAAUCUCUGACAAUCGUGCCUGGUGUUUGAGGAUUUUAGGGAUAAACAGCACAUAGCAAAUUUUUGGUCAAAAUUGUACAUUUUCUAUUUAAAGCUUGCAAGGCGAUUGGAGAAGUCAGCUGAAAACAAAUCGGUUUUCUUUUUGCUCCUUUGUUUAAACGUUACAUUUUUAUUAUUUCUAUGUCUAGCAAUUGUAUCUUGGUCAAAAGAACAUUCAACAAGAACAGAAUGCUGUUCAUCAAUUAACUAUAGCUGCAGUAGAAGACAGGUGGUUCAAAGCAAUUUUCAACAUGCACAGUGUUACAUGUUUGCAAUUAUACAUCACACCAGUUUGGAAAAGGAAGGUUAAUGGGUUUGAUUCGUACCAGCUAAAUUUCACGUCGGAUAAAACCAUUGCUCCUGAUGAACAGUAUUACCUGAAAAUAUUGCCAGGAUCACAAUUUGGUACAUUAUUGAACUACAAACUUACAGUAUCAAAUAACUUUAUAUUUUAAUAUAGCAAUUACUAUUCUUAGUAUUUAAAAUACAGCAUUUCUUGCUUUGUGAUCUAAGUAAAUACAAUGGAUGGGACCAAUAGGGAUGUCCUGUGGCACUGAGUUUGCAAUUUCUAGUGGUUCUGCAUUAGUUACAUACUGAGAGUUAUAGUCAUAGAGUUAUACAGUGUGGAACCAGGCCCUUCAGCCCAAUUUGCCCACACCGGUCAUCAAUAUCCCAUCUGCACAAGUCCCACUUGCCUGCGCAUGCACCAUAUCCCUCCAAACCUGUCCUAUCCAUGUACCUGUCUAACUGUUUCUUAAACAAUGGGAUCGUCCCAGCCUCAACUACCUCCUCUGGCAGCUUGUUCCAUACACCCAUCACCCUGUGUGUGAAAUGGUUACCCCUUGGAUUCCUAUUAAAUCUUUUCCCGUUCACCUUGAAACUAUGUCCUCUGGUCCUCGAUUCCCCUGCUCUGGGCAAAAGACUCUUGUGUAUCUACCCGAUCUAUUCCUCUCAUGGUUUUGUACACCCCUAUAAAAUCACCCUUCAUCCUCCUGCGCUCCAUGGAAUGGAGACCCAGCCUACUCAACCUCUCCCUAUACCUCACACCCUCUAGUCCUGGCAACAUCCUCGUAAUUUUUUCUGAACCCUUUCAAGCUUGACACCAUCUUUCCUAUAACACGGUGCCCAGAGCUGAACACAAUAUUCUAAAUGCGGUCUCACCAACGUCUUAUACAACUGCAACAUGACCUCCCAACUUCUAUACUCAAUACUCUGACUGAUGACCAAUGUGCCAAAAGCCUUUUGACCACCUUAUCUACCUGCAACUCAGCCUUCAAGGAACCAUGCACCUGCACACCUAGAUCUCUCUCUGCUCUACAACACUACCCAGAGGCCUACCAUUUACUGUGUAGGUCCUGCCCUUGUUCAACGUUCCAAAAUGCAACACCUCACACUUCUCUGUAUUAAAUUCCAUCAACCAUUCCUCAGCCCACCUGGCCAAUCGAUCCAGAUCCUGCUGCAAUCUUUCACAACCAUCUUCACUAUCUGCAAAACCACUCACUUUUGUAUCAUCAGCAAACUUGUUAAUCUUGCCCUGUAUGUUCUCAUCCAAAUCAUUGAUAUAGAUGACAAACAGGCCCAGCAGCGAACCCUGAGGCGCACCACUAGUCACAGGCCUCCAGUCCGAGAAGCAACCUUCCACAUUCACCCUCUGCUUCCUUUCAUGGAGCCAAUUUGCUAUCUAUUCAGCUCUCUUUCCUUGGAUACCAUGCAAUCUAACGUUUCAGAGCAGCAUACCAUGCAGAACCUUGUCAAAUACCUUACUGAAAUCCAUGUACUCAACAUCUACAGCUCUGCCCACAUCGACCUUUUUGGUCACGUCUUCAAAAAAAAUCUAUCAGAUUUGUGAGACACAACCUCCCACGUACAAAACCAUGCUGACUAUCCCUAAUCAGCCCUUGCCCAUCCAAAUGCGUGGAAAACACCCCUUUUCCCCCUUAUGUAUUUAUAAAAUAUUUUGGGAUUAUCCUUGAUGCUACCCGCCAGUGCUAUCUCCUGGCCCCUUCUUGCCCUUCUGAUUUCCUUUUUUAGUUUACUCCUUAGUUCCCAAAACUCCUCCAGGGAUGCACGAUCCCAGCUGCCUAUACCUGUCCCAUGCAUCCUUCUUAUUUUUGACCAAUCCCUCAAUUUCCCUCGUCAGCCAAGCUUCCUUACAUUUGCCUGCUUUGCCCUUCACUCUAAUGGGGACAUGCACAUCCUGAGCUUUCGUCAGCACACUUUUAAAAACAUCCCACUUGGCCGAUGUUCCUUUCUUCUCAAAUAACCUGCUGCAGUCAACUUGAGCGAGACAUUCUCUCAUAUCCUCAAAGUUAGCCUUACCCCAAUUGAGCAUUUUAACACGUGGACCCUCUCCGUCCUUAUCCAUAACUAUCUUAAACCUCUGAACACUGGAAAUGCAGCAAAAAAUGAAAUUCACAAAUCCAAAAUGAACAGGCCAGUUUUGAAAGAGCAUGGUUCAAGGUUGCUUUUGCUAAUAGUUCUAAUGGUGAGGUGCCCAGGUGACUGGUUGUUUGCAAGCUGUAGGAUUUUUAAAUAUUUUAUUAAAGCAUACAGUUUAAACUUACAGAUUUGUUUAGACUGUAUGCAAAAAUUUUCAAAGAAAAAUAGCCGCAAGGAAUGAUUCAUUUUAAAUUUAGUUCUACUGUCAGGUGAUAAUAAUAUUAGGAAAUAAAUUCAAUACAUAGAUGGCACUUUAUUGUUGUACCCAAAUGUCAAUAUGAAACAUCAGCGUGUUUUGUUUUAUCACUGACUAAAAGAUUCAUCUUUGCUAUAAAUGUGGUUUUCAUAAUGAUACAUUAUUUCCAUGAUGCAAUAGAAGUAACAAUUCUAUGACAAAAAUAUACCAUUAUUGACGGAGUUUUGUUUUAAUUUGCUCAAUAAUAUAUUUACAUACAGAUUCAAGGAGCAGCAGAAAAAGGUGAACGUUUGCUUUAUCGGGUUGCUAUUGAGUAUCAGAACCAACAAGCUUAUUUUUUAAUUAGUAAAUCUUAAUAACUGAUUACAAAAUUGGUAAAUCUUUUUACUUUCUCAUUUAUAAUGUUAGUGAAAUAAACAAUGGCGAUUGGGUCAAGUUUAAUUGGAUUAAAUCACUGUAAUGGAACUGAAAUUAAAUUGAUGACCAAAUUCUCGAUUUCAGCCUGAUUUGCUUUUAAACCCAUUUUCGGAAUCAUUCAUUGGCUCAUUUUGUAAAUUUAUUUUUUGAGUACUCCAUUUAAUCAUUGAGCACUUAUGUGCAAAAAUCAGUUUUGAUAUACAAUCUUUUUUGACUGAUCAGAUUAUUUCCUAUUAAGCUAUUCUUUGGUAAGAUACUGCCAAGUAACUUCUCUUACAAAUGAAAUGCAGCCAAACAUAUAAUAGCUGUGGUUUUCUUGUCCUAUCCCACUAGUUUCUGGCGUUUCUAAGGUGGUUGUUAGGAAAUUUCACAAUGUCCUGACUCCCCCUUACCUGUCAGCCAUACACAUGGUAAAAAUAAGCCAUUGAUUGUGGGAAGAUGCAUGGAAGUCACAACAGAAGCAUGAUCACCAUCAUGCUAUGUGCAAUUUUCCAGUUUUGAAAGGAAACACCAUUUUAGGUCUCAAUAAUCAAAUGCUAAGAUUAGCAGAAAGGCCCAUGCAAGGACACUCUGACAUUAGCUGUGUACAGUUCUGUGCAGAAACAAUGAUUUUCAAGCAGCUUGUUGCCUUCCUUCUACUGCUGCUCAGAACCAGAAACUUGUUACAUUAAGAUAGUAGAAACAUAGAAAAUAGGUACAGGAGUAGGCCAUUUGACCCUUCAAGCCAGCACUGCCAUUGGAUAUGAUCAUGGAUGAUCAUCUAAAAUCAGUACCCCGUUCCUGCUUCUUCUCCAUAUCCCCUGUCUCCCCUAGCCCUAAGAGCGAAAUCCAAGCCUCUCUUAAAAACAUCCAGUGAAUUGGCCUCCACUGCCUUCUGUGAAAGAGAAUUCCACAGAUUCACAACUCUCUUGGUGAAAAGGUUUUUCUGUAUCUCAGUCCUAAAUGGCCUACCCUUUUCUUGAGACCCCUGGCUAUGGACUCCCCUAACAUCAGGAACAUUGUUCCUGCAUCUAGCCUGUCUAGCCUGUAUUUUAUAUGUUUCCAUAAGAUCCCCUUUCAUCCUUUUAAAUUUUAGUGAAAUCAAGUCCAUUCCCCCAUCAUAUGUCAGUCCCGCCAUCGUGGGAAUUAACAUUGUGAACCUACGCUGCACUCCACCAACAGCAAUAAUGUCCUUCCUCAAAUUAGGAGACCCAAAUUGCACACAAUGCUCCAGUGCGGUCUCACCAGGGCCCUGUACAACUGCAGCAGGACCUCCCUGCUCACAAAUUCAAAUAGUAGCCCCAUUCUAGUUCAACUCUCCAUCAAGGGCAGUUGAUCUGCCUCCAGCAUGCAAGCGAUCCCAGCCUCACUAUGUCUGCCACUUCCAGGCUAUCUCCUUACCAGGUAGUUAUCUCACCCCCUCGGGUGGUUUAAAAAGCCAAUUAAUAAAUUCAUCCCUCAGAAAUUGCGAUAAAAUCUUUACACAGAAACCACCCCAGCAUAGCUUGAACAAAUAUUCAGUAUAGGUUGCUGCUAUAUGGACAGCGCUUUUCCAAAAACACAAAGAUACAGUAACAUGCUGGUAAUAAAAAUAUACUGCAUAGCAUGCAUUAUUAAAUGUACCUAGAAGCAUAAAUAAUAGGUACAAUUGCAAUUUAAUAUAUAGGUGAAUUCUUUCUAAGAAGCAAUCUUUCUAACCCUAAGUAUUGUUUUAUUUUGGGAAAAGCAUUUUAAUCUUCAGAAAAAUAAAUGACGGCUUGGGUUUUCACAAAUGUUUUCUUUACGUUGUGCUGACUAAUUUAUCUUUCCACUGGCAGGGUGUUAUUUGUUUUUCCUUUUGAGCAUCCUUUUAUCAGAUCAGCAUCACAAGCAGCAAAUCAGUAUUGUUUCUUGACUUAAUUGUUCAUUAGUUUUAAUAUUUUAUUCAAUGCUGUAUGUCUAUGAUUAGCUUUUAUUGAUAUUAAUUUGUUUCAGAAUUUGUACAACAUUUGGUUUCUGAGUUAAUUGAACACGUUUGGACCAGCAGGCUGUCAAUACAUGAUAGUGAAUGUUGCUGGGAUAAUUUUAAAAUGUACUGUAAACUGGAUUAAAUUUGGGUUAAAUUAUUGCAAAGAAUGUAGAGGUUACUUAACUUAGAAUGUGUGCUGUAUCACCCAAAUGAUGUAUGAAAUACUGCAUUAGAAUGGUUCUCAGAAGUCAAUGCACAGUAUUGACAUGUCCUUGCAUGGUAUCUGCAGCUGAGGAAUAUAAAUACUGUUAUCACAGUAUGAAUCUGAAAGUGAAUCUCAUUUAAAGGUACUACUGUAUGUUUUAAAAUGUGCCAAUACAAUCAAAUAUCUGCUUGUUUAAAUGUUGCCUAACUUCAUAGCUUUAAUGCCACUGUCCAUGUCUUGCUUGGGUAAAGGUUCAAAUAUUUUUUCACUAGUUUUGUUCAUUUUAUAGCUUUUCUGAGUUGUGCCUUUGUUGAGCUAUGUUACACUGUGGUCUGAUUUUAUAACAUGCUGGCCUAUUAGGAGUCCUGACAUAUGCCGAAUGAGACUUCAAAAUAAGCAAUGAUUUCCUAAACCAACAUUAUUCCCAGGUGAGCAAGGGUGAGAACUAUCAACAGAAAACCCUUUGAAAUAUUGGGUUCUGUACUCACUUUCCUGCUUGAUCUGGCUUUCAUGCAAACCUAUGCAUGCUGUCAAACUGCAAUGCUGAAUCAGGAGUUCUAAAAUGUAACACAACUUUUCACUUUGCAUAUGUAGAGCAAAUUGCAGAAACCUUUUAGAUAUGGAAACAAUAAAUACUGUAAAUGCCAAUUUUCUAUAUAUAACUCAAUUUGUUGAAAUAAAAUGAUUUUUUUUUAAUGAGAAUGCUUUGUAGCUUGUUGAUUUUAUUUUUGUUUAAGUUAGUCCAAAAACUGAAGGUCAAGUAUGUGUGCAAGAGACACAUGCCUAUUCAUGCGUGAAUCUUGGUAGACAGGAGAACAGCCAGAAUGUCCUAUGAAUGUACAAGUCAAGGCUGCAUCACUGAAUAAGAUUGAGCUAUGAGUCUGCAGUUGGAUUAAUAGUCCCAAGUGAUUACUUGGAUGAACAUAUAUUAGUAGACAAAGAUAUGAAAAUCUCAAAAAUGCUGCAUACAUUUGAUAGUUCAAGCUACAUCUGUGUUCAGGCAACAGAGUUAACCUUUAAAAUAAUGACUAUUCAGCUGAAUCGAAAGAUAUUGAAGACUGGAGAUUUGUGAUCAAAAGAGGAACAAAAAAAGUCCACAUUCCAGUGCCUACAAGGCCCCUAGAAUCAGUUCAACUCCAGGUUAUGUUCUUACAAAAUACAUUCAACUUGUUUCCCUGCAAGUAUUCCUCCACACUUCAUGCACCCAAUUGUAAUGUUUUCUUAUGUUUCUAUCUUUUGUUGAAGCUUUAGAACUAUGAAGCCUCUGCCCUCUAGUUUUAGAAUCCCCUGCUGAGGAAAAGGACAGCGAGGAUUACAAUGAAUGGCGGUGCUGGCUCGAGGUGCUAAAUGGCCUCCUCCUGCACCUAUUUUCUAUGAGUGUUCACUCUAUCUGUACCCCUCAUGAUCUUGUACACUUCAAUAAGGUCAACCCUCCGUCUCCUACUUUCCGAAGAAAAAUGUCCCAAACUAUCCAAACUCUUCCUAUAACUCAAGCCCAUAAAUCCAAGUAACAUCCUGGUGAAUCUCAUCUAGACCCUUUCCAACUAAACAUUCUUCCUAUAGCCGGGCGACCAGAGCUGCACACAGUACCCCAAGUGUAGUUUCACCAAUGACUGCUCUAGAUGCAUCAUGAUGUCCCGGGCUUGUACUCAAUACCUUUCCCAGUGAAAACAAGCAUGCCAAAGGUGUUCUUUGCCAUACUGUUCACCUGACUCACUGCUUUCAGGUAACCAUACACCUGUACUCCCAAAUAUCUUUGUUCCGCAGCACUAUCCAGGGUUAUGCCAUUCACUGUACAAAUCUGUCCAAAGUGCAUCACCUCACUCUGUCAGAGUUAAAUUCAAUUUGCCAUUUCUUGGUCCACCUUCCCAAAUUGUCAUAAAUCCUGUUGUAAACUUAGAUAUUCUUCCUUUUUGUUCCCUACACCAGCAAUUUUGAUGUCAUCUGCAAAUUUACCAACAAUGUUAACAACAUUUUCAUCUACAUUGUUAAUGUAGAUAAUAAACAAUAAUGGACCCAUCAUCCACACCUGUGGUAAUUCAUAGGCCUCUGAAUCAAAAAUAAACCUUCCACAACUAUCCUUUCACUCCUUCUGCCAAGCCAAUUUUGAUCUAAUUGGCUAGCUCACCUUGUAUUCAAUGCACUCUAAUCUUCCGAAAUAGUUUAUGUGGGACUUUGUCAAAGGCCUCGCUAAAAUACAUAUAGACAAUGUCCACUCCCCUGUCCUCAUCAAUCCUUUUGGUGACCUCUUCAAAAACUAUUAGAUUUGUGAAACACGAUUCCCCAUGCCAUGCCUGUCUUGUCUGCUAAUCUUGCUGUCUCUGACUACAGUAUUUGCCCCAACUUCUAAUCUGCCUCCUUUCUGCCCUGGUAUUACCCUCCUAUCCCCACCUACCAAUUUAGUUUAAACCCUCUCGAGUAGUAUUAGCAAAUCUCCCUCCCAAGGUAUUAGUCCCCCUCCAGUUCAGGUGCAACCUACCCCUCUUGUACAAGUCACCUCUGCCGCAGGAAAAUCUCCCAAUGAUCCAAAAAUAUA
Leucoraja erinaceus (little skate) is the source of this 10799-nucleotide messenger RNA. Its product is annotated as exostosin-1-like. Gene Ontology annotation, molecular function: glycosyltransferase activity. Lineage: Eukaryota; Metazoa; Chordata; Chondrichthyes; Rajiformes; Rajidae. The record is from RefSeq and is a predicted model, not a curated record. Gene Ontology annotation, cellular component: membrane.